GAGGCUACAACGAGUGAAAGUGGAGCAAGCUCGCGCGCUCGAUCCCAACCCACCCCAGCCUGUGAAGAAGUACAAAGACUCCGAGGGCAAGCCCCGAUAUCAUGGAACAGCGGACUUGACCAAAACGGAGCACUAUCCCAAAGGCUUUGGAAAGAAGAUCGCAUCCCUCUUGCAGCUCCUCAAACCUCGCUGCGAGUAUGUCUCUCAUGAUGAUGAUGUGGACUCCAUCAAGCUCUUUGAGAGCUGGCCUUGGGAUGAUUGGGAGGAUGUACAGCUCCGACCUCUAAUCCACUACCUGUACGGUUCCACUAGCUUACGGAUCCCUGUAGAGUGGAGGCCGGUGCUACCAAAGCACUUUUGA
Molecule: messenger RNA, 361 nt
Organism: Durusdinium trenchii
Lineage: Eukaryota; Dinophyceae; Suessiales; Symbiodiniaceae
Source: the annotation of a GenBank genome assembly